AUGUUUCGUCCUUUCUCUUCUUCCCUUCGUUCCAUUCACACUUUCCACACUUCUCCCCGACUGCUCAUCCAGCGAGCCUAUCCACAUUCUUUGCCCGGUUCCCCGAAGCCUCACCUCCGCGCCCAUUCAACAGAAACAACCCAGGUCGUUCCUCCACCUUCACCCACUCCAGCCAAGCCCUCGCGUUUCCGUCGCUUCGCCGGCUUCACCACAAUCGCAGUUUUCGCAUUUACAUUCGGCGUCAUCUACCAAACCCAACGCACCGUAUCGCGCCUCAUGUCCGUCACAAUCCCCACCAACGAGGAGACUCUCUCCCUCUACACCCCGGAGGACGCGACAGCGGAGGAAAUCGAGACCACUCUCCGCACCCACCCCGUCGCCGAGUCCCUACGCGCUAACCCGGAAUUCACCGAGGCGCGCCCACACCUCAAGAUCCCCGAGGCCCUGCGCGCCCGCAGCCUGACCGGCGGCACCCUACGCGGACCGAACAAGAUCGUCGUGCCACCCCUGGUCUUCAGCGAGCGCGAUGGCAAGAGCAUGGUCUCGUUGAUGUACCUCGGCUCCGAUGUCUGCGGGCACCCGGGUAUUGUGCACGGCGGUCUGCUCGCGACGAUUUUGGACGAGGGACUGGCGAAUUGCUGUUUCCCCGCUUUGCCUAACAAGGUGGCUGUUACGGCCAAUUUGAACAUUGAUUACCGGGCUCCGGCUAUGGCGAAUAACUAUGUUGCUCUCCGGGCAGAGACUGUCAAGGUUGAGGGCCGCAAGGCUUGGGUUGAGGGUCGCAUUGAGACUCUUCCCAGCGAUGGCAAGGAUCCUAUUGUGUUGGUUGAAGCCAAGGCUUUCAACAUCACCUUCCACGCCAGCGCCCUCACCCGCAAUGAGCGCACCGAGCUGCGCAAGCAGAAAGGCCUCACAAUCUGGCUGACUGGCCUCUCCGCCUCAGGCAAGUCCACCCUGGCCGUGGAACUCGAGCAUCAGCUCGUCCGCGACCACGGCGUGCACGCCUACCGUCUGGACGGUGACAACAUCCGCUUCGGACUGAACAAGGACCUGGGCUUCAGCGAAGCAGACCGCAACGAGAACAUCCGCCGCAUUGCCGAGGUGGCCAAGCUGUUCGCCGACUCCAACUCCAUCGCCAUCACCUCGUUCAUCUCGCCCUACCGCAAAGACCGUGACACUGCCCGUCAGCUGCACGAGGUCGCCACUCCCGGCGAGGAGACCGGCUUGCCUUUCGUUGAGGUCUACGUGGAUGUGCCUGUCGAGGUUGCUGAGCAGCGGGAUCCUAAGGGUCUUUACAAGAAGGCCCGUGAGGGUGUCAUCAAGGAGUUCACUGGUAUCUCGGCUCCUUAUGAGGCUCCUGCCAACCCUGAGGUUCACGUCAAGAACUAUGAGCUUCCCGUCCAGGACGCUGUGAAGCAGAUUAUUGAUUACCUUGUCUCCAAGGAUUAUCUGCCCAAGAAGAACUAA
This is a messenger RNA of Penicillium nucicola, 1467 nucleotides long. Its product is annotated as adenylyl-sulfate kinase. The transcript has 3 exons. The record is from RefSeq and is a predicted model, not a curated record. NCBI's taxonomy places the organism in Eukaryota, Fungi, Ascomycota, Eurotiomycetes, Eurotiales, Aspergillaceae. The coding region runs from base 1 to 1467 and encodes 488 amino acids. Gene Ontology annotation, biological process: sulfate assimilation. Gene Ontology annotation, molecular function: ATP binding; adenylylsulfate kinase activity.